Ixodes scapularis (black-legged tick) is the source of this 2108-nucleotide messenger RNA. RefSeq lists its product as uncharacterized. The transcript has 7 exons. NCBI's taxonomy places the organism in Eukaryota, Metazoa, Arthropoda, Arachnida, Ixodida, Ixodidae. Bases 1 to 2067 code for a protein of 688 amino acids. The record is from RefSeq and is a predicted model, not a curated record.
AUGUUAUACCAUCCCCCGAAACCGUCCACCACCGGCGCCGCGGAGGUACCUUCCAUCAUCCAGCAGGUCGCGACGGGCCCCGUGGGCGGUGGCCUGGUACCGGACUGGGCGCGCCCGUCUGCCCUGCUCCAGAGCAUCGUGGACCGCCUCCGUGGCUCCAGCCUGCCUUGCGAGUCUCCGACUGGGCAAGAGGGAGCCUGCAUGCUCCACUUCAACUGCGCCAGCGUGUCCGGAGUCACGGUGCCGUCUCCAGACUGCCCGCAGAGCGCCGUGUGCUGCAGACUUCCGGAGGAGGCAGCCACCACGGUGUCGUGCGGCGGAACCAUCACGGGCAACAACACCAACUUCCGGAACCCUGACUUCCCGUCUGAGUUCCGUCGCGAGGGCAUGUGCAGCGCCGAGGUGACCUUCGGCCGGGAGGUGUGCCAGCUUCGUCUCGAGUUCCUCCACUUCAGCAUCGCCGGGCCCAGGGCUAGCGGGCCCAGGGUCGGGCUCUGCGACGACGACGUCUUCGCCGUAGCUACGGGUAUCGGGAACUUGCCCUACCCGGCUCUCUGCGGCUACAAUGGCGGACAGCACAUGUACAUCGACGUUUCCGAGGCGACUCGGGCAGUCCUGACGUUCAGCAUUGGAGGAGAGGUCACCGUAGCCAGGAAGUGGAAUGUCCGCGUCUCGACCGUCCACUGCCUGUCUAACAUGAAGGCUCCGGAAUCCUGCCUGCAGUACCACACCGAGCCAGCGGGAGAGUUCAGCAGCUUCAACUACCGGCCCUCGGCUACCUCGCAACAAAUGAUCGCUGGACUCAAGUACAGCGUCUGCUUCAAAAAGCAGCUCGGCUUUUGCCAGAUCUCGUACACCGCCAGCGAGCCCGGUUCCUUCCAAGUGGGACCCUCAAAUCGACCUCUGGUUGGAGCCAGGAACUGCGAGAACGCCUACGUCUUUAUUCCGAGUGGUUCCAACAAGAACUUCCUGGAUGACGUCACUGCCGACCGUUUCUGUGGGAGCGGCCUCGCUGGAGACAUCAUUGCCUCGGAAGUUGGCCCGUUCACUCUCGGUGUCCUUACCGCAAGACCGCUAGGAGCAUCGAGCGGUGUUGGUGCCAUUUUGGGCCGCGAACCCGCACGUGGCCCACGCGGGUUCCCGCACGUGGAUGACGAUAACACCACCACCACCACCAUCAUCGGAGUGGCCGCUAACGCUACCGAAAGCGAGUACCCCAGCACCACGCCUGACUACCUCCUGAGCAACGCCACCGGUACUUACGCCGUUUUCCUGAACUCCACGGAAGCCUUCAGGGAAGGAGAACUCAGCAUGACGCCCCUCUACUUCAAGACCAACUCCAGUGGCACUUACGCAGUCUUUGAGAACACCACUGCAACCUACGGGGACGGCGACGUCACCACCACCACUCCUGCAUCAAACAGUAUUUAUGCUGUCUUCCUGAACUCCACGGAAGCCUUCAGGGAAGGAGACCUCAGCACGAUGCCUGUCUACUUCAAGACCAACGCCAGCGGAACUUACGCAGUCUUUGAGAACGCCACCGAAGUCUACGGAGACGACGUCACCGCCGCCACUCCCUCAAGCAGUGCACACACCGUCUUCCUGGACACAGUUGUCGACUUCAGGGAAGGAGACCUCAGCACCACGCCCGUCUAUCUGAUGACCAACGCCAGUGGCACCUACGCAGUUUUCGAGGAGAUCACGGUUGCCACAAUCACUGCUGAUGACUCGACGACCCCUGAGACACUGUCCGGUCGUCAUGGGUCAUUCGUCGAGCGCCCGGUUCAGAUGAUGAAGCCGGUUCAUGUGAAGACGGAUCCACACACUGGCGCCGUCCAGACGCCAGGUGAAGCCGGUUUCGUCAAGGGCCAGUUCUCCAUGGUGAAGCCCGCCCAUCAUACCAUGACCAAGCCCAUGAAGGGAGGGACUCUCAUCAACGUCGUGGAGCGUCCCGACCUGUCCUCCGGUGCCGGCUUUGCGGAGCAACCCGAGAACGUAGUCGUUUCCGACCCGAGAAACAUCUUCAACGGAGGAUUCAAGAUGAGGUACAUGAUGACCCACUGCUAACGCGGCGUGGUUCGUGGCGUAAUAUCUCCUGAUGGGGCAUA